UUGAAGGAGGAGGAGGAGAAGAAGAAGAAAAAUAUGAUCUAGAGAUGGAGGAGCCAUCAACCGGGGAGAUGACACAGAGACCAACAACUGUUUACUACUCUCACAAUCCAUGCUAUUAUCUUCAAGAAGCUAUAAGGGCUAUUCUCAAGUGUUUGGGCCUGGAAUCUUCUACUUCUAGGGACUCUUCGUCAAGCAGUUCAGAACAAAAGGAUGAUGACGACACUGAAGCAAGUCCCCAACAAUCUGGUUCUUCUACACAACAAGGAGCACACUCAUCAUCAGCUGACUCUCCUUCAACUACACAACAAGAUAACAACACCUUCGAGGAUGCUGAAAGUGCGCGUGAAUUGAGGAGAGGGCCUACAAGGCCACCAAUAAGUUCUGAAAGCAGGCCUGGAGGUGGUUCUCAGAUUAACUGAUUCUAAAUCCCCAUCACUACCAGUGGAGUGUUGGCAAACAAGUUUGGUUAAACCUAGGAUAUGGGCGUCCCUUUGUUUUUCUUGUUUGGUCUUGAUUUUUCAAUUUCACUUUUAAUUUUUUGUUUGUGCUUUUGAGAGAUGAGAGGUCUCCACGUGCAAGGAUGCAUGGUCUGUAAUUUCACACCCGUGAGACACUUGUACUAAUUUGCUUGUAAAGGAGGGCCAUUUUCAUGAUCCCAAGUGAAGGAUCUAGGGUUUCUUUUUCAACUCUAUAUGGAGUUGUUCUUUUAUGUUAUUUAAAAAGAAUAAGUUACAGAAA
Messenger RNA from Vitis riparia (riverbank grape), 738 nucleotides. Its product is annotated as elicitor peptide 6-like. Bases 45 to 419 code for a protein of 124 amino acids. NCBI's taxonomy places the organism in Eukaryota, Viridiplantae, Streptophyta, Magnoliopsida, Vitales, Vitaceae. The record is from RefSeq and is a predicted model, not a curated record. The transcript is spliced from 2 exons. Gene Ontology annotation, biological process: innate immune response.